This is a messenger RNA of Cooperia oncophora, 246 nucleotides long. The record is from the annotation of a GenBank genome assembly. NCBI's taxonomy places the organism in Eukaryota, Metazoa, Nematoda, Chromadorea, Rhabditida, Trichostrongylidae.
AUGAUUGACACUUACAUGAAAGCAGUGAAAGCCGCGGGUGAGAAGUAUGCGGCAGAGAAUGGAGUCCUCGAUUUCGACGAAGUGGUCGAGGAGAAACCCGAGAACGUUGGUGGGAAGUUCGCCAUCUCCUACACCAUCCUUGGUGUGAACUGCAAAGAGCUCAAAAACGUCCUCAUGAACGCCAAACAGAAGGGAAGCAUCGAAUACGCCACUAUGAAAUGCGGCGGCCAAGAAAUUGUUCUAUGA